AUGUUGCAUCGUCACAACAACACAAACCAUCACAAACCUUUUUUAAAGGGAGAAGGAACCAACUACUCCGAAGAUACUGUUUCAAGGUUUGCUGUGAGAAAGCUUGAUCAAGAAUCAACUUUAAAGGACCCUGAAGAGGAGGGAUCUUCUUCUCAGAAUCACCUCAUUCCUUGUUCAUUGGUGAAAAUUGCCAAUGGUGUUUACUUUCCUCUAAUUUUGCCUCAUCUCUUGUCUGAGGAUGAAGGCUUGAUGGUUUGGCUCAAACACUAUCAAACUGAAAUCAAACCUCCGAAACAAAUGUCGCCUCAUGAAUUAAUGGAAACAAUGGAAACAUUGGAACAGUACAUGAGAUCGCAUGAUGAAUGGAAAUCCAAUUAUCCUCAUCAUCACUCCUCCACAAAUCUUUCCGAUGAUGCCUUUCAGCAAUUAGAUAAGUAUGCCAUGCGAAUGAUGAACAUCCUAACGUCCAGAAUAUUGCGAAGGAGUGAUGAAGAUCAAAGCAACUGCGAGGAGAAGAAGGUACUUGGUAACGUUUCUCAAAAUUCAAUCAUCAAUACCCACAAGGACCAUGUUCAGAAUUCGGAGGAAAAUUCAAAACAUCAAAACAACUCUUCGACGGCGUUGAAUUGUACUGCAUCAUCACUUCCUUCUGAAUGUUUGGACCGAAGAAAUGAAAAGAAGCAAGUCAUUGAGUUGUACAAAAUGGUCUAUUCUCUCUUCGAUGAAACCAACAUUCCAUUCCUGAUCUCCAAUAGUGAGAGAAGAGAAAUUGAGAACAGGAAGGAGCUAUCUAUUGUGUCUCAAUUCCUUAAAGAAUUCGUUGAGAAUCAUAUAGAACUCUCUCCAAAUGAACUGUUACCAAGCAUGAUUGAGUUUAAACAUUCCUGUAACAAAGAGCGCUUGCAUGAUUCAUCAAAUACUAACAUUUUGGAGAACCUUCGACUACAGUGGAUUCAUGGUUUAUUGUCAGAUUUGGAUUUUGAAAUGACGAGAAACUUUAAAACACCAACAAGAAGUGACCGAAUGGGUUUGUUAUGUACAGAGUGUGCCAUUUCGGGCGAAUUUUCAUCGUCUCACAUUCUUCAAAGUGGAAAUUGGAUCAUUGUCAGAAAUGUUUGCAAUUUACCUUUGAAAUUGAUGGAAUUAGGAUCUAACUGUGGAGCUGGAAUUUUAGCAGAUCCAUCCAACAUGUUUCUGUAUAAGGUUGUUAAAAGAAAAAAGGUUUCAGAAUAUUCGCCAAAAUUUGAAUGGACCUACUGUACGCAUUUCGAUUUGGAUUCACUUGAGCAGAGGUGCUUAGCUUUUGCAACAUUAUGGAAGUUACUUUUAGAUUUACAGAAAGAAAAUGAUGACCGCAAAGCAAAUGCCACCGCAAAAAAGAAUUUCAAAGAAUUUGUUUCAAGAGUUGAGAAAUUAUUAACUCGCCACAAAACUCAAUCACUAGCUGGUGGACAACUUAAUCAAACAUUGAGAAAAGUCAAAGCAGAAAAAUCUCAAAAUGUUCAUUCGGUCGAGACAAAGAAAGUCGACAAAGAAAAACAACCUCGUGAAUGGCGUUUGGAUGAACAUUUGAAAGUUGAACACAAGAAGAUUGUUGACGAAUUAAACUCUCCCAUCAAUAAGAUGAUGCACAAAAAAGAUGUCAAGGAGAGAACAGAGAAGAUUCUUAAGAGCGUUGAUCUUUCUCAUUUCACUCAUUGA
Molecule: messenger RNA, 1701 nt
Organism: Naegleria fowleri
Lineage: Eukaryota; Heterolobosea; Eutetramitea; Acrasida; Naegleriidae
Exons: 1
Coding region: 1-1701 (566 amino acids)
Source: RefSeq, a predicted model, not a curated record